Messenger RNA from Trichobilharzia regenti, 2997 nucleotides. The record is from the annotation of a GenBank genome assembly. Lineage: Eukaryota; Metazoa; Platyhelminthes; Trematoda; Strigeidida; Schistosomatidae.
AUGACUGAAGAACCAAGGAAUAAUGAAAAUUGUGUUACUUUUUUAAUCUCCUUGGUUGACCGUGCUAUUCGACUCGGUUCUACUGUAAUUAACGAUGGCUUAUUGCUCCGUCAGUUGGUGUAUGUUUUUCAGCUUUAUUCAUUUCCUGAAGGAGAGCCAGAAUUCAUACGAAACCUCAGUCCCGAAUUCCUAGCAACAAAUGAAACUUAUCGUCACAGACUUGCAGCGUUUAUCCGUCGUGACUUACGUGUUAUAGCUCCAUGGCUGGCAUAUGAUGUUUCUCAUGGUUCGCAGAGUAAUAGUGAACAUUUCAGUGUUGAAUCUUAUAAUGCUGCUGUGACAACGCCCCUUAUUUAUGGUGCCCCUGGCUUGGAAGCUGAAACAAGAGAAUUAGAUGGUCUGACUAAUUUGGUCCUCCAACACAUAUGUACAGUUCACAUUACAAAUCAGCAAUCGAUUGUUGAUCUUCUGGGGAGUCAGCCUGCUCUUCAUUCGUCACUGGUACCCACUGCAUACCUUCGUCAUUUUGUUUCAGAAGUUUUACAGUUUGCUAUGUUUGAUGGAACUAUAGAGCAGUACGACCGUGCGGUUUCUUUACUUCAGCGUAGAAUAGGUCAGGCUGGAUUAUCAAAUGAAAGAGAACCAUGUAGGCUUUAUCAACGGCUCUCUUUUGAUCGCCGCUUAGUUGUGUAUGUUGCUGCUAAUUCUCGGGUUCAUCCCCGUACAGGUUUUAUUCAACCCCGGGGUUUUAUCUAUCCUUUAGCCAAUUGGUUAUUACAAAGACUUUUUGUUCAUACCGUAUGUGAUAGUCAUCCCGACAUUAUUGCCGAAACAGGUAAUCGGCCCAACUCACCAAACAUAGUGUAUUGUUCGGGACCAUUACUUGGAUGUCAUUCUUAUUGUUGUCGCCUAACAGGUACUGGUUAUAGUCUUCUGGAAGCCAUUUUUUCUCUCUUCACAUUAAGGAGUCAGGUUUCGGGAGAAACUACGAAUACAUUACCUGAUGACACUGUUAACACUCCCAGAAUUUAUUUCAGCCAGCUUUUAUACCAACGCAUAUUGAGUGAAUGUAUUGAUCACGCACGCUUUAGUGAAGCUCUAAGUACGCAUUUCAGUCUGUAUAAUAAUUGCUUCCCCGUGAUACGCGUGACACCUCAAAGUUCAGAAGGUAAUCCACCUAUUUCUGCCUCCGCUCAUCGUACUGACAAUACAAAUUCCGUUCGUAAUGUAAAUAACAUCCCAGUAUAUUCUGCCCACUUGAGAUCAGCUUUGCUGAUGUACCCACUAGCAUUAAGACGUCUGGAUGGUCUUCUUCUUCUCUUCUCAGCAAGAGUCUCUGGUUUAAGUAAUGAUCGAGAGCGAAUGGUCAGCGAAUUGCUUCAUAUGCCGCUGUUGUCACUGAACAAUAAACCUUCAACAGUUAUUGAUCUCACAAACUCUACAACUGCAGUUAGCGGAUCACAAACAAUUUUAACGCGCUCAGAAAGUCAACCACAAUCCUUGCAAAGCGUGAAUACUACUAGAGCACCUUACGCUUCAAGAUUGUCAUUUAUCGAUGGGGAAUUCCUAACUCAUGUCGACCAUUCUUCGAUUUCGUCAAAUAGUACUCAUGUGGUUUGUAGUGAUAUUAAUUCUGUUAAUUCGAAUUCUGCUGUAUCCAAUCAACCGACACCUAGUAACACAUUUUGCUUUCAAGAUAGUCGAAGUUCUUCUUUAAGAACACUGGCUAACGAAACUAUCUCAAUUCGAAAUUCAUCCAGUGGCUGCCCUGAAACAGCCCAAUAUCUUAUUAUAUCUUCGGAUUCGUCUGAUGAAGAAGUGACCGUCCAUCGUAAGGUUACUGGAACUGCUGUUAAACUCAUAGAGACAACUUCUGAUGAAUCUGAACAUGCUCAAACAACACAGAAUAAUACGGCUAGUCAUUUUGUGGUUACAUCCAAUAACUCAGUUGAUAAUACAGAAGAUACUACUAAGGAAGGUUCAGUCAACUUAUCGCUUUCAUGUACUCGUAUUUCAAGUAGUAAUCGGGCUGAUUCAAUCACUAAUCAGCAGUCAUCCAUAACUGGUCAUGAAGAAUCUAUGAAAAUCUAUGAAGCAUCCGAAACAGUUUUUCCAUCUUCAUCAAAAGAUUGGAAAACAUCAAUGACUGCAAAGUAUAAACUUUCAGUAACUGACGGUAGUGACACAACACAAUCACUUUCCUCAGAAAAUACUAGAACUACAGCUAGUGUGUACGCGCCAACUACCCUGUCUCCUAGAAAUUCUUUGAAGCUUUAUUAUCACUCCCUGACAAAACGUCCAUCAUACUACCAUCGUCGUAAACGCAAGUUGGAUUUCAAUUUAAAUCACUCAGAAAGCACGGAUAGUGAUUGUGAACUUGUUGGAGAAUCAAUAAAGAUAUGUGAUGAUUGUUCCUGUUCCGUUUCCGAAACGAGUUCGUCUUCCUUAGAUGGUCCUCAGAAUGCUGCAAAACUCAGUCCUACACUAAUUCAUUUUUGCAGUCCAUCCAAAUGUAAAAGCUCUCACAAGAAACAUCAUAGUUAUUGUAACCAUCAUGAGCGAUCAUGCUGUUGCCACAAUCAAUCAAAGUGUCGCGAAAAAACUAUCAUUCAGAUCCCCGAUGAACUAAUUUACUUGAAUAAUCCAACUUCUCCUGUUGUUAUUUCAGAUGAUACUGAUGAUAUUACUGAGUCUCAUAAGGUUGUUGGUGGAAAUAGGAUUGAUUCAAUACACGCCAAUCAACAUAUUUAUUCGGAGAACCAGGAAACUACUGUGUCACAACUACCUCAUGUUUCCGUCAUUAAUGUAGGCACUUCGCUGUCAUUUUCAGCUGGAACAGGACGCAGUGCAUCGCCUAAUCAUUGUCAAAAUGAUUCUGUUUGUUCUCACCAGACUUAUAAUAUAAAUUCCGGUUCUGAACCACAUGUUAGAAUGCUUGAACCUUCUACUGCCGAUGAUUUUUAUCGCGUGCUUGAUAAAUAUGCCAGUCAAAGUUAG